AUGGCUCCUUCAGGUAAAGCAGUCGUCUUCCUUACGGCCUUGACAGCCAUCGCAGCCGCAUAUCCCGGCAUGGGCAGGGUCCCUGGCGGCAUGACCCACGAGGAGAUGGUGGCAAAGAUCACCCGCGACAGCCGUACCGGCUUCAAUGGCGGUGCCGUCAAUGGCGGAUUCAACGGCGGUCCCAAUCGCGGUCCCAACGGCCCCAAUACCGGACCCAACCGCGGCCCCAAUGGCUCCAACGUCGGUCCCAACAACGGCUUUAACAACGGCUUCAACAACGGCUUCACCACUCGAGCCGAAGACAACGAGAUCAUUGGUGACCUCAUGAAGGUGCCUGACAACGACCUCUCCGACGUCGGAAAAGACGUCAAGGGCAUCUUGACCGGCAACGGCAACGCCGUGUCAGACGCCGCCGAGGGCAGCGUCCCCGAUCUCGGCAGCGCCGAGUGCAGCGCGGACAAGUGCUGCGUGUGGAAGCACGUCGCCGACGAGAUCAUGCCCACCUUCCGCGACGCCAACGGCUGCACCGACCCGGCCCGGGCCUCGAUCCGCCUGGGCUUCCACGACGCCGCAGGGUGGAGCAAAGGCACCGGCGACCUCGGCGGCGCCGACGGGUCCAUCGUCCUCGCGCCAGAGGAGAUCGGCCGUCCGGCCAACGACGGGCUCGAGGACAUCGUCGAGCAGAUGAAGACGUGGCACGCCAAGUUCAGCGAGUUCGGCGCCGGCAUGGCCGACCUGAUCCAGUUCGCCGCCACCACCGCCACCGUCGCGUGUCCCGGCGGGCCGCGGAUCAAGACCUUCGUCGGCCGCAAGGACUCCUCCGUCGCGGCGCCCGACGGCCUGCUGCCGGAUCCGAGGGACAACGCCGAUAAGCUGAUCGAGCUGUUCGGGAAUAAGACCAUCUCGGCCCCGGGGCUCGCGGCCCUCGUCGGCGCCCACACCUCCAGCCGCCAGCGCUUCUUCGACCCGUCGCGCGCCAACGCGCCGCAGGACACGACGCCCGCCGUCUGGGACGUCCUCUUCUACCAGGAGACCCUGAACGCGAGCCCCGGAGACAUCGUCACCUUCCCCAGCGACAUCGCCUUGUCCAAAGACCCACGGUCCGCCCCGGCGUUCCGGGCUUUUGCGCAGCAGGCGCCUCUCUGGGGUGCUGCUUAUGCGAGGCAAUAUCUCCGCCUCAGCUUGCUUGGGGUGUUCAACAUCAACGAGCUGACCGAUUGCACCAAGGCGCUGCCCGCCGGGACUGCUGCCAAGAGGUCGUAA
Colletotrichum higginsianum IMI 349063 is the source of this 1263-nucleotide messenger RNA. RefSeq names its product Peroxidase manganese-dependent 1. The record is from RefSeq and is a predicted model, not a curated record. The transcript is spliced from 2 exons. Gene Ontology annotation, biological process: hydrogen peroxide catabolic process; cellular response to oxidative stress; response to reactive oxygen species. Lineage: Eukaryota; Fungi; Ascomycota; Sordariomycetes; Glomerellales; Glomerellaceae. The coding region runs from base 1 to 1263 and encodes 420 amino acids. Gene Ontology annotation, molecular function: heme binding; peroxidase activity.